AUGAAUGAGAAAGACGCAUAUUCCUGGGUAAUUAUGCUGUGUGUAUAUUCCCAAAACGGGCAUCUGCAGGAUGCUAAGUUCCUGUUUGACAUAAUGCCACAAUGGGAAACAGUGUCGUGGAAUGCCAUGCUCGCAGCAUAUGCCCAAACUGGGUAUAUUGACCAGGCCAAGGUGCUCUUUGACUCAAUGCCGGAAAGAAGUUUGGUGACAUGGAACUCAAUGCUUGCAGCAUAUUCGCAAACCGAGAAUCUGGACGACGCUUGGAAUAUCUUUGCAUCUAUGCCUCUACGGGAUCUAGUGUCAUACAAUUCGGUGGUUUUAGCAUUCGCCCAAAAUGGAGAUUUUGCAAGAGCGAAUGAGUUUCUCCGCUUGAUGCCAGAACACACUCUUGUUGCAUGGACGACAAUGGUGGCUGCGCUUGGGCGGCACUGCGAAUUGGAAUGGGCAAAGCAAAUGUUUGAUUCCAUGCCUCUGCAGAACAUAGUGACAUGGAAUGUGAUUCUGGGAGCAUAUGCUGAUAACGACCAUCUAGAGGAGGCAAAGAUUGUGUUUGAGGCAAUGCCGGAGUGGGAUCUUGUCUCAUGGACUAGCAUGUUUUCUGCUUUAGUUCGCGGGGGCAAUUUGGGUCAAGCCAAGCUAGUUCUCCGGUCAAUGCCAGUAGUCAACUCGUUGACAUUGACCACUGUUCUGGCGGCGCACGUCAACGCCGGUCAACUCGCGGAGGCUGUGCAGGUCUUUGAGUCAAUGCCCGAGAGGGACAUGGUUGCGUGGACGGCCAUGCUGGUUGGAUAUGCCCAAUCGGGGGAUACGAGACUCGCAAGGAAUAUGCUUGAAAAGAUGCCAAGAUGGAAUGUGGUAGCGUGCAGUGCCAUGGUUUUAGCAUAUAUUCAGCACGGCGACGUAGAAAACGCGCAAAUAAUUUUAUCUGAGAUGCCCUUUCUUGAUAGCAUUUCGUGGAAUUCAAUGCUCUCAGUAUAUGCCCAAGGAAGGGAUCUUGAACAUACCAUAUACGUGUUUGAUAGCCAACCUGUCAAGCCAGUAGCGUCCUAUAACCUAAUUCUCUCAUCGUUUUCGCAAAAUGGUUUUACAGAAAUGGCUGUGAGAUUGUUUCAUUCAAUGCAGGAAAGGAAUCUCGUGUCCUGGAAUGCAAUGCUUGCGGCGUAUGCCCACAUCGGGUAUCUUGAUCGAUGCUGGAAUCUCUUCGAGGCACUUCCAGAGAGAGACACUGUCUCGUGGGGCACAAUUUUAGCUGCAAUUGCGGAGAAAGGUGAUUCGAAAGACGCAUUCAAGAUUUUUAGCAGCAUGAAUCUGAUCGGCACAACAGCUGAUGAAGCUUGUUUUGUAUCACUUCUCGUGGCCUGUAGCCGUGGAGGCAAGCUCUACGCGGCCAAAACGUACUUGGCUUCCAUGAUCCUCGACUUUGGACUGAAGCCCUUGAAGCAGCACUACUGCUGUGUGAUAAACUUGCUGGCCAAAGCUGGGCACCUUGACAGUGCUGCGAAUCUUAUCAAUGAGAUGCCUUUUGUGCCAGAUGCCCUAGAGUGGACGUGCUUGCUCUCAGGAACUUACAGUGGUGGUAGAAUUUUGGGGACCAAUGCCGCAAAGAAGGUUGCGAGUCAUUUAAAUGGCCACUUUUUCCCGCCAGAACUUAUUUGCCCUAGCUAG
Molecule: messenger RNA, 1665 nt
Organism: Selaginella moellendorffii
Lineage: Eukaryota; Viridiplantae; Streptophyta; Lycopodiopsida; Selaginellales; Selaginellaceae
Product: pentatricopeptide repeat-containing protein At4g02750-like
Exons: 1
Coding region: 1-1665 (554 amino acids)
Molecular function (GO): protein binding
Source: RefSeq, a predicted model, not a curated record